UUCUCUCUCUCGCUCUGUGUCUCAUUCUCUGUCUGUCUUGUUGCUAUUCCCUUUCUUUACAAAACCAUUUUUUGUAUUAAAACAAAACAACUGAGUGAUUUUUAUUAAUUUAAUUAUUGAUUUAAAUUUGGACGAUUAAUUGAUUACGAUUCUUUUACAACUAUUGAUAUAAUUGAAGUGAUUAUAAGAUGAGUUCCGGUUCCUUAGUGAAUGUUCAAGCUGUGAAUGCCAGUGGUAGUGGAGGCCAACAUCAUCAACAAAAUCAAGGUUUAAUGGUUCAUCAUCACGGUAAAUCAAAUAAGAAAAAGCCUAAAGUUAACAAGGAUGGAGUACCUGCGCCUAAAAGAGCCACAACUGCAUACAUAAAUUUCACUCAAUGGUACAGAGAAGAGUUAAAGAAAUCAGGUCGGCCUAUUCCUAAGAUUGGUGACUUUGGCAAAGAGUGUGCCGCAAAAUGGAACCAAAUGUGCGAAGAAGAGAAACAACCUUUUCUCGCAGUAGCUGCCAAAGACAAAGAACGAUACAAAAAGGACAAUCCGUAUUAUAAGAAUAACGAAGCCGUGAUUCAUUUCUACAGUGGAAACAAGAACACAGCAGUUCAUUUGCUCAGUAAACAAAUUAACUUCUCACCGACGGAAACUAUUUACAAUUAUGGUUUAAUGAAUUUGUUCACUGGAAACCAAGCAAAUGCCUUCGCAUCAUUUAGAAAGUGUUCAAUUCACUUUAAAAAGAAUCCAAGAAUCUGGUUAAGAUUAGCUGAAUGUAAACUCGAAGAAAUGAGGAAAAACAGGAUCGAUGAUUUUGAUAUUCUCAGAAGAAAACAAGAUAUAAUCUGGGGCUAUGUAGGUGAAGGAGUACACCGAAAAUUAAUUUUUCGUGGACACAUUGACAAAAUAGUUGAUGAAGAAAAAUUACUCUUAAUCCGGAAAUGCCUUCUCAACAGCCUUACUCUAAUUAAAAGCGAAAAUGAAAGAGAUUUCUAUCCAUCCAAUUAUCCAUCUGAAGUUGAGUUGAAAAACUUGACCAUUUCUGUAAUGCUUGACUUAGCAUAUGUACAUUUAUGUCUACACGAUUAUCCUCAUGCUCACACAUACGCCAUGGAAGCCUUGGAACUGUCUCCCGAUAGUACUCAAAAAUGUUUAGCUCAUCUUUACGCUGGCGAAGCUUCUGUUUGGAUGGACAACAUUAAAGAAGCAAUAGAUCAUUUUUCUCCCUCAUCCUGCCCAUCAGAUGAAAGAGCCAGUGUUUAUAAAGUUGUAUUAUGUUAUAAUCUCUCUGUGGCAUAUACAUUAAGAGGAGAAUUCAGUAAAGCAGCCGAAACACUUCAGCAAUUAAGUGAUAUUCAAUCUAAGUCUAAUCAACAAAUGUUACCUAUUCAAGUUAUUGUUUUAGCCAUUUAUAUCAAAUUGGCCUUAGGAUGUGUUGACUCUGCCAAAUCAAUAAUUAAACAACAUUUUCCUCAGUAUCGAUGAAGGUUCGGUUGUACAAAUGUGAAUCACCUUUUACUUUUUUUUUCCUGUUAACUAUGUAAUGAUUGUGUAUUUUUAUCGUUAAAUUUAUUGAAAAAUUCAAAUCAAACUUGUUAAUUUAAAAGCAAAAUUCAAAACUUGGAAAUGCAUUUUUUUUUUGCUUAUUAUUAAUUAACACAAAUAUAUUAUUUGAA
Panonychus citri (citrus red mite) is the source of this 1663-nucleotide messenger RNA. RefSeq names its product CCR4-NOT transcription complex subunit 10-like. Gene Ontology annotation, molecular function: protein binding. The coding region runs from base 189 to 1472 and encodes 427 amino acids. Gene Ontology annotation, biological process: negative regulation of translation; mRNA catabolic process. Gene Ontology annotation, cellular component: CCR4-NOT complex. NCBI's taxonomy places the organism in Eukaryota, Metazoa, Arthropoda, Arachnida, Trombidiformes, Tetranychidae. The record is from RefSeq and is a predicted model, not a curated record. The transcript is spliced from 3 exons.